CUCUGAAAGCAAUAGGCGAAUAUGAAGACCUUAGAGCAGAGAACCAGAAAACAAAGGAGAAGUGCGAAAAAAUCAGACAAGAACGAGAUGAAGCGGUUAAAAAAUUGGAGGAAUUUCAGAAAAUUUCUCACAUGGUCAUAGAGGAAGUUAAUUUUAUGCAGAACAAUCUUGAAAUAGAGAAGACGUGUCGAGAAAGUGCUGAAGCUCUGGCAACAAAGUUAAAUAAAGAAAAUAAAACACUGAAAAGAAUCAGCAUGUUAUACAUGGCCAAGCUGGGACCAGAUGUGAUAACGGAAGAAAUAAAUAUCGACGAGGAAGACUCCGGGGUGGACCCAGAGGGCGCGGCGGAGACCUGUAUCUCAGUGCAUUGUCAGAAGCAAAUCAAAGAACUUCGAGAUCAAAUCAUAUCUACUCAAGAAGAAAAGAAAAUAUUGUCCAUUGAACUGGAAAAUGUCAAGAGUAAACUGGUAGAAGUAACUGAAGAGGUAAAUAAAGUUAAACAAGAAAAAGCUGCUUUAAAUUCAGAAGUUCUUGAACAGAGAAAAGUCUUAGAAAAAUGCAAUAGAGUGUCCAUGUUAGCAGUAGAAGAAUACGAGGAUAUGCAAAUAAACUUGGAACUAGAGAAGGACCUUCGAAAGAAGGCAGAGUCAUUUGCACAAGAGAUGUUCAUUGAACAAAACAAGCUAAAGAGACAAAGCCACCUUCUGCUACAGAGCUCUGCUCCUGACCAGCAGCUUUUGAAAGCUUUAAAUGAAAAUGCAAAACUCACCCAGCUCCUUGAAGAAGAGAGAAUUCAGCAUCAACAAAAGGUCAAAGAAUUAGAACGACAGCUAGAACAUGAAACACUCAACAAAGAGAUACACAACCUCAAACAGCAGCUGGAGCUUCUAGAAGAAGAUAAAAAAGAACUGGAAUUGAAGUAUCAGAAUGCUGAGGAGAAAUCCAGAAACUUAAAGCACUCUGUUGACGAACUCCAGAAACGGGUGAACCAGUCUGAGAAUUCAGUGCCUCCACCACCCCCUCCUCCACCGCCACUCCCCCCUCCACCUCCCAACCCUAUCAGAUCCCUCAUGUCCAUGAUCCGGAAGCGGUCCCACCCCGGCGGCAGUGGUGCUAAGAAGGAAAAGGCAGCUCAGCCAGAAGCAACUGAAGAAGUCACGGAUCUGAAGAGGCAAGCAGUGGAAGAGAUGAUGGACAGAAUUAAAAAGGGCGUUCACCUGAGACCGGUGAAUCAGACCACCAGGCCUAAGGCGAAGCCAGAAUCUUCAAAAGGCUCUGAAAGUGCAGUGAAUGAACUCAAAGGAAUACUGGGGGCACUUAACAAAUCCACUAGUUCCAGAAGCUUAAAAUCCCUUCACACUGAAAACAGUGAAACUGAGUUAGAAAGGAUUCUGCGUCGCAGAAAGGUGACAGCAGAAGCGGAUAGCAGUAGUCCAACCGGGAUAUUAGCCACCUCAGAGUCCAAAUCCAUGCCUGUGUUGGGUUCUGUAUCCAGAACAGCCUUGAACAAGAAAACUCUGGAGGCAGAAUUCAACAGCCAGUACCCCCCAACACCUGAGCCAGGUGAAGGGUCGUGUAAUUUGGAAGGAUGUGCAAGUCCCAAGGUUGCGUUUCAGCUUCCCAGUAAAGCUGGAUUCAGCAAACCGAGCACUGACGGUGAAAAACAAGCUGAACCAGUUGUCAUUUUAGAUCCUGUUUCCACACACGAAGCCCAAACCAAAGACCAGGUUGUUGAAAAAGAUCCAGCUCAACGCAAGGAGGGUGAAGAUGAUGCGAAGCCAGAGGACAAAGAAGAAAGCAUUGAAAAGACGAGAGACAUAGACAGCUCUCACUGCUGACGGGGAAACGAGCAAGCACAAGGCUGAUGUGUCUGGAGUCCUUUUCAAUCAGCACAGGACUGGCUUGGGUGCACCAGCAAGGCCUGCAGCACUCUCUUCUUGCAGUGUGUUCAGAGCACAGGCUCUUUCCUCCAGUCACUUUUGUAAGUAGUUCAGCUGUAUACAUAAGUCAGUUGUUUAGCAAAGUACACAUUCUAGUAGUUUUUGGUUUUUGAUCUUAUAGGGAUAAGGUUUUUCCUAGUUACUGUAUUAAGUGUGACUGCCCUUAGAAGAUGACAGAACAAUUCAGAGGAUGAUGCCUUUUUAGGUGAUGUGCAGACCACUCAUCAGAUGAAUUACGGAAAGUUUGCAGCACUUGUGAAUAAUGGGUCGAUGGAACUGACAGACUUAAGAGGGUCUAAAGAUUUCUGAAGGAAGCUUUUGUUUGGGGUCUGAUGCUCUUUUGAUGGAGAAACUGCAGCGGCAGGGAAAUUGUUAGGCACCAUGACAUACAAGUUACUUCCUAGGAUGUACUGAGAUACGCUUCAAAAAUUCAGGAGCUGCCAUCCAACAAGCCGUCCCAAAGCCAGCGUUAAUUAUUCACACUGGCGGCGAUGAGCUGGGAAGUACAUGUUACUGGUUGUGUCCAGAGUUCCCCAAGGACUUUGGCGGGACCGCCCUAGUGGCUUGACUGGAGAAUCAAAGUGAACGGUGAGCCUUGGAAUUUAAGAGUAGUAUCUGAGUCACCCAGGAGCCCAGCACCAGGAGUUAAUUAUGGCACAAGUACCAGAUUUUGUUAACAGUUCUCAUGUACAGUGAAGAUAAGUGACAACCACAGUUUCUUUGCUUCACUGCUGUUUUACAUGACACAGGCUUGUUGUUGUCUUUUUUAAGAAAUUAAGUGGUAGUUAGUCUUUAAAAAUACAAUAUUGCAAACUACCACAGUGACUAAAUAGAAAUGUAAUCAGGGAUUUUUUUUUAACGUGUGCAGCUUUUCAGAGUUGAUUGUUUCAAAAUUGGUGUUUAUUUAAAAUAAGUGGUAAUGCACUUGAAUGCAUUUUUUUCAUGACAAUGAUUCAGUAAUGGUAAUUUUACUAUUAAAGGGAGGAAAAGGCUUGGUUUUGUUAGCACGGCUCAGCAUGUAGCUGUCAGGUGUUUCUCACCUAAGGGCACAAGAAAAUGAUAGUAAUAAUUGCAGUUGUAUUUUAUUUUUGCACGUGCACUAAGGCUCCAGAGGGAGGCAGGGAAAUGUGCUUCCUAAAUUUGGAGAUGAUUAUCUUGCUAUAAGUUUGCUAUGCUUGACUGUUUCCAUGUUCUUCCAGUGAUGAUUCUACAGUUACUUAACAUUUACUCAUGGGGAGUUAAAACAAUGGUUUUCGAUUGUAAUUUUCCCAAAUUGAACAAUACCGCUAUAUGAUAUAGUAGCUACAAACUGCAUUGAUUCACCUAAAUGAGUUCUGAUAUGCUGUGAUUUGAACUCUCUGUACCACACUUAUUAAAAAGCACCACGAGUUUUCCAUUCAAGGCCAAUUGUGGUUAUUGACAUUUUGGUUUAGCUUCCCAAACUGGACAUUGUUUGAUAAGAAAAUCAUAACGGAGUUGACCACUUUAGCAGUUUUGAGUAAGUCACAACGUGGUUUGUUUGAGGGAAUUUUAUUUUGUGUUUCUUCGGCCUCUCCUUCCUGGUCAUGUGUCUGCACGGUUAGAAAGACUCAUGUGCUUGUCAUUUGUUAUUUCCUCAUGUGAUCAAGCGGCUACAGCUGCUACAUACACCCUCAAGUCCAGGGUGAGAAAUUAACCAUUUGGUGAGAUGUGUUGGCUGAACAGACAGCGGUAACUUGUAUUGUGCAAAUGUGCCCGCCUUUCUAAGCCGCUGUCUGGCCUUCUGCAAAGUAUUGCAACUCAAUUUGAUAUGCGUAUUUGGUGGAGACUGUUCUUCACCUUUUUCUGAGUAAUUUUUAUAAUAAUAAUCCAUGCCCUACAGUUUUUCCCUUUUCACCUAAGUUUUGAGAAAGUUUGCCCAGUUGGGGUGCGUGGCCAACCGCAGUCUGGGGAGGGAGAGCUUACCUGCAAGUUCUUAGCUCUUUGCACCACCUACAUGGCUGUGUAGUUGCAAGGGAACACCAUCUGUCUGGUUUGCUUUCUCUACAUGAUAAUUGAGUUUUCCUUCUGACUUGGAAAUGUGAAUCAUGGCUUAUCCACCACAGGGCUUUUGUAACUAAUGUUGAUGCACUUUUAUAACUAGUGAGGCAUAAGGAAAGAUGUACUUUAUGCUCUUGCUGUUCAAAAAAGAGACAGAAAAUGUCUCGAUUUUCUGAGAGAAUAAAAACUUAAUUGAAAUUCUAGCUGCCUUUUGUGACUGAGCUAGUUUCAAAUGAGCCCCUCCCCCACAGCAGCUCACGGGUGACCUGGAGGAGCUCUGAGUGUCAGGGCCGCCAGGCUCCCACACAGCCUCUGCUGGCCUGAAUGAAGGUGCUGUUCGCUCCUCACGGGUCAUCCCUCCCAGCUGCCCUUCUCAUUAACAGUUGCCUGUCAGUAGAGCAGUACAGGUAAAAGUUAUUGUUGAUUAUCUCUCCAGGCAGUUUUAUACUCUACAUCACAGGCUCUUGAAAACAAACUUCAGUUGAUUUUCUAAAUGCACAGUCUUCUCAGUGUCGUCAUGGAACAACCUCCAUUCACAUGGCAGUGAUUUGACAGCAGCUACCACUGGCCUACAAGGCACAUCAGGCAGGGGUUGGACUGGUUUAAAGUUUCUCCCAAGGCUGAUGUUUCUCAGUCCCACGGUCAGCUUAUAAUAUGGGACAUGAUUCAUCAUGUCUUUCAUCUCUGGUGAAUGAUAUCUUACAGGUAGUAUUUACCUUAUAUUUUAUGUCUAUUAUAUGACAUAUGGAUGUAUACAGAGAGAGAAAAUUAAAACAGUCUUUGUCACGCUAUGAUGUUUAAGUUCAAAUGCUCCUGCCCAUUGGUGACCCCAGGCCUCCCCUGAGAUGAGGGUGAAUCGGCUGUGCUGUGCAUUGAGAUUAAAGUGCUGACCUGGGGACAGUAGUAAGUUACCUCUUUGGUUAACUUAACUUAGCUACUCAGUUGUACUUAGCUGUACAUUGUUGUUGUUCUGGUUUCACGAACUGCAGUUUGCACCAGCGUUCAGAGGCACAUUCUGAGCGACCAUACCCCUUAUUUUGUGCAUCUGUGUCUGUAUGCCUGUGCCAGGCCGUGCGGACAGCCGGUCGUGCUCCUCUUGUCUUUAAAAUGAGUUUUGUUUCCGGUGUCUCACGUCCCGCUGCUCGUUGUUAAGUGUCAGGACGGGCGCACAGACUGACCCGGUUGUCCCAACGUAAAGUGGUGCAGCCAGUGUUGCCCAUGCCCCGAGGGCAUUCGCCACCAGCCAGUCGGGGCCAUGCUUGGAGAGCAAGGCCCUGGCUCCCCAUGGCCAUGAAGUUCGCUCCUUAGCAUUCAUCAAAAGGAGAAAUGCUCGGUGUGCUUGGUUCAAACGUUAUGAAGUGCAGAAGUCUAAGCUCGGCCUGCUUUGCCACCGGGCGGCGCCUAGCAACUGGCUUCACUUUUGGGAAAGCAAACAGAAAGCUUUUUAACAGAAAGGAAAUCGCAUAAAGCAUUUGGACAUGAUUACAGCUAUAGGUAUGUGUUUGAAUAUGUCUACUUCUGCUGUGACUCCAAUACUGGCUGACAGCAGAGGUGGUUCAGUCAACCUAUAGGUUGGAUUGCUUUAAAUCAGCUCUUCAAUGCUGUUGUGUGAGGAUUGGGGCACUUAUCAGAUCCUCCCUGGUGGAACAAUGGGUUAGGAUGCAGCACUGCAAGCUGGCCAC
Molecule: messenger RNA, 5641 nt
Organism: Condylura cristata (star-nosed mole)
Lineage: Eukaryota; Metazoa; Chordata; Mammalia; Eulipotyphla; Talpidae
Gene: SHTN1
Product: shootin 1
Exons: 17
Coding region: 132-1838 (568 amino acids)
Source: RefSeq, a predicted model, not a curated record